GAGGAGCUGAGAAGAGAGCAAUUCACACUUGAUUACCUCCCAAGCUCCUGAAUUGAGCAGCGGAGGCUAGACCGCUGAGCUGCGCUCUCCAGAGGCUGCACACUACCCAGCUCAGUCAGCCAUGCAGACUUCCCAAAGGCUUCUGACUCUUGGCUUCCUUCUGUUAACCCUGGCCUGUGGCCAGACAUCCGACUUUCAAGACUAUGACUUUUUGCAGUUUUUAGGCUUAGAGAAAGCGCCUUCGCCUCACAGGUUCCAACCUGUGCCUCGCAUCUUAAGGAAAAUCAUCCGGGCUCGAGAAGCUGCUGCGGCGAGCGGAGCCUCGCAGGACUUAUGCUACGUGAAGGAGCUGGGUGUCCGUGGGAACCUCCUUCGGCUUCUCCCAGACCAGGGUUUUUUCCUUAACACACAGAAACCUUCCCAAGAUGGCUCCUGUCUACAGAAGGUCCUCUACUUUAAUUUGUCUGCCAUCAAAGAAAAGGGAAAGUUGACCAUGGCCCAGUUGACUCUAGACUUGGGGCCUAGGUCCUACUAUAACCUGCAACCAGAGCUGGUGAUGGCUCUGUCUGUGGUUCAAGAUCGAGGUGUGCGGGGGCGAUCCCACCCUAAGCUGGGCAGAUUGCUUGCUCAGCUGUCUGUCCCCGGGCCUCAAGGUUCGCUUCAGUUCAACCUGCAAGGUGUGGUUAAGGAUUGGAACAGAAACCGACUGAAGAGUUUGGACUUAUACUUACAGAUCCUGGUCCAAGAGGACAGAUACUCCGGGGUAAAUGUCCAGCUCGAGAACCCCUGUGACCGGCUGAUACGGUCUCUUCAUGCCUCACUGCUGGUGGUAACCCUCAACCCUAAACACUGUCACCCUUCUUCCAGAAAAAGGAGGGCCGCCAUCCCUGUUGUCCCCAAGGGUUUUUGUAAGAACCUCUGCCACCGUCAUCAGCUGUUCAUCAACUUCCAGGACUUGGGUUGGCACAAGUGGGUCAUUGCCCCUAAGGGGUUCAUGGCAAAUUACUGUCAUGGAGACUGCCCCUUCUCAAUGACCACGUAUUUGAAUAGUUCCAAUUAUGCUUUCAUGCAGGCUCUGAUGCACAUGACUGACCCCAGGGUCCCCAAGGCUGUCUGUGUCCCCACCAAGUUGUCUCCCAUCUCCGUGCUCUAUCAAGAUAAUGAUAAGAACGUCAUUCUCCGACAUUAUGAAGACAUGGUAGUCGAUGAGUGUGGGUGUGGGUAGUCUCAGGAAUACGAUAGGAGUGUGCUUAGGGUAAAUUCUUCAAUAAAACUAC
Molecule: messenger RNA, 1277 nt
Organism: Grammomys surdaster
Lineage: Eukaryota; Metazoa; Chordata; Mammalia; Rodentia; Muridae
Gene: Gdf3
Product: growth differentiation factor 3
Exons: 2
Coding region: 122-1225 (367 amino acids)
Biological process (GO): SMAD protein signal transduction; BMP signaling pathway
Cellular component (GO): extracellular region
Molecular function (GO): growth factor activity; cytokine activity
Source: RefSeq, a predicted model, not a curated record